Striga hermonthica is the source of this 2496-nucleotide messenger RNA. The record is from the annotation of a GenBank genome assembly. NCBI's taxonomy places the organism in Eukaryota, Viridiplantae, Streptophyta, Magnoliopsida, Lamiales, Orobanchaceae.
AUGGUGUCUGGUUCCAGAGCCGACGGCGGCGGCGCGCAAGUUAUAUCGGCGGGCGUGCGUAGAACGAUUCAAUCGAUCAAAGAGAUUGUGGGCAACCACUCGGACGCCGAUAUUUACGUGGCCCUUAAAGAGACCAAUAUGGAUCCUAAUGAAACCACUCAAAAGUUGCUCAAUCAAGAUCCAUUCCAUGAGGUGAAGAGGAGAAGAGACAGGAGAAAGGAGAUCGCACCUUAUAGGAGCUUUUCUACACCAGAGCCUCUGAAAAGCCCUGAGCCUGCACGUAUGCCGGUGAAGAAUAGUACUUACUCCGAUCGUAAUGCUCGAAGAAGUGGUUAUAGUCGAGCUACUGUAACUGGAGCAAGCCAGGAGUUUCGUGUUGUCCGAGACAAUAGAGUCAAUCAGAAUUCUAGUGCAGACUUAAAACCUGCUCAAGGUGCAAGCGAGGUGGUUAUCUCCAGUGGGUCUACCAUGAGUUCAACUGAAACUUCUGGACGUCAAGAGCCUUCAGUUGGUCAGCAUUCAUCUCGGGCUCUUAAUAGUCCUGCUGUUACACAACCGAAGCAAGCUAAGGUUCCUGCAUCAGGUGGUAAUGAUGGGAAAGAAAUUCUUUUGGAGAAGCACCUCCCGAUUGAAAGAAAUUCACGGGUGCAAACAAAAGCGAAUGGCUCUCAACCAUACUCGACAGGUUCUUCCAGUAGUUCUGUUGUGGGUGUUUAUUCAUCAAAUUCCGAUCCAGUUCACGUGCCAUCCGUUCAUUCUAGACCCGCUGCCAAUAUUGGGGCCAUCAGGCGGGAAGUUGGAGUUGUGGGACCUCGUCGCCAGUCUUCUGAAAAUUCUGCCAAGUCCUCGGCAUCUCAGAGCACCCGUUUGCCCAAUAAACAAUCAGGACGAGAUGGUCAACCACGGGAGUCAACAAGAUCAUUCAACGCUAUAUCUAAAAGUGAACAGGCGAAUCAAAAUAUGGCACCCGAGUCUGCGGUACCUGUGAACAAGUCUUUCGCAAGCAAUCAUCAGUAUGGUAGUAGCAGACCUCAUCAACCCAUGGGUCAUCAGAAAGCUUCGCAGCGUAAUAAAGAAUGGAAGCCAAAAGCAACUGCAAAACUGGGUGCCAGUGGUCCUGGGGUUAUUGGAAGCUCUGUAAAAACUGUUUCUCCUCCUUCGGAUAAGCCAGAUAUAUUGAGAAAGGAGGAACCUCAGAUAGUAGAUAACGUGUCACGAUUAAACAUAUCUGAUAACCAAAAUGUGAUUAUAGCUGCCCAUAUUCGUGUUUCUGAGACGGACAGAUGUCGACUGACCUUUGGCAGCCUCGGAACCGAUUUAGGUACACCAGCAAAUUCGAUGAGUGUGGCUGUGGGUGCAGAAGCUCUAUCUAUCAAUCCUUCUGGAAGCGUAUCCAUCUCAUCCCCAGAGUCAUCGGGAGAUGAGCAGGCCAAGCCGUUAGAGACGAUGGAUGAUUCUGUUCGAAGAUCAGGGUCUGAUUCCCCUGCUUCUAGUGGUAUAUCUGAUCAUAAACCAACUGGGAAUGAAGGGUCUUCAGUGCUCCAGGAUAUGGGCAACUAUGCCGGUUCUGGCCUGGUACGGGACAAUAGCCCAUCUUACGCCCCUGAAACACUACAGCAGCAAGACACAUCUGAACUGCCAAGCUUCUCCGGUUAUGACCCACAGGUGGGCUAUGACAUGGCGUACUUCCCCCCAAUUGCCGAUGAAACUGUUGGAGGAACAGGUCUACCUUCAUCUCAAGAGGUCCCGAGCACUCACACAACAAACGCUAUUCCCGUCUCGUCAAUUGCAAUGGUUCAACAACAGCAACAGCUGGCCCAGAUGUAUCCCCAGCUUCAGUUUACCAACCUAAUGCCGUAUCGCCAGUUCGUAUCUCCAAUUUACGUUCCUCCAAUGCCUGUCCCGGGCUACUCUAACAGCCCCGCCUAUCCUCACCCGUCUAACGGCAACGGCUAUGUGCUGAUGCCCGGUAACAGUGCCCAUCACCUAACGGCCAGCGGUGUCAAAUAUAGUGUCCAGCCGUUCAAGCCCGUACCAGCUGGCGGGCCCACUGCUUUCGGAAAUUUCACUAGCCCAACUGGCUAUACCAUCAAUACGGGUAAUGAUGAGUUGUCCCGGAUAAAAUAUAAAGAUAAUCUUUAUGUCCCGAAUCCUCAGGCGGAGACAUCUGAAAUUUGGAUGAACCCAAGCGAACUUCAGUCGGCUUCAUAUUACAACAUGCCGGGGCAGACACCUCAUCAUCCCACCGGUUAUCUGACAUCACACAGUGGUCAUCAUCAUGCUUCUUUCACGGCCCCUCAAUCUUCUCACGUGCAGUUCCCAGGUAUGUAUCACCAUCCAUCACCUCAGCCUGGGCCCAUUGCUGGGCCUCACCAUGUGGGUCCCAAUAUGGGUGGCAGUGUUGGGGUUGGUGUGGCGGCACAGAGUCCCGGGCCACAAAUGGGUGCCUACCAGCAACCUCAAUUGGGCCAACUGAAUUGGACAGGGAAUUUUUGA